Molecule: messenger RNA, 444 nt
Organism: Pediculus humanus corporis (human body louse)
Lineage: Eukaryota; Metazoa; Arthropoda; Insecta; Psocodea; Pediculidae
Exons: 4
Coding region: 1-444 (147 amino acids)
Source: RefSeq, a predicted model, not a curated record
AUGAUGGUCUGUAAUACCAAAACAUCAGCAUCAAAAGUAAUUGCUACGACUCAUCCCACUCCUGAUAAAUGCAUCCUUAAUACCUCCAACAUGAAAAUAUUAAGAGUACCGAGUAGAGAACUGGUGUUUUGGGUUGGAGCUUCAUUGUUGCUCAAGGCUUCUUGUUCGUCCUUCUUAUUCCGUCCGCUCCGCCCAGCUCAUUCAACUCCCUGCUUUCAACUUUUCAACUUGAAUAUAUCAAUCAAUCGCGAGUUAUUUCUUCCCAACAAACCUUCAGCAACUUUAUUUACAACAACAGCCAACAACAGGCUUUUUUUUAUGGCACAUGACACAUCUAUAGAUUACAAAAAACAUCUAAAUUUUUCAUCAAUCCACAAUCAACUGGGUUUUUCUGUAACAUUAAAUCAUUUAAAUCAUAAUUAUGGAGUUAGCAUUAGCAGAUAA